AAACAAAAACCCAAAAAACAAAAAAUGAAAAAGAUAGAAGAGAAAGCACCAAUUAUUGAAGCCAAGUCUCAUUCACCAAACACCACCAUCAACAACAACUUUUACCUGACCACAACAUUCCACCAUAAUACGUAAUUAAUUUCGUUUUACCAAAUUCCUUUGUUUUCAUUUGUUAUAGGGUCGCAUUUGAUUUAUUGUAAAAUUCACAUUCACAUUCACAUUCACAUGCAAUAUAUGUCAAAGGGUUAAGGAAUUGGAGGAGAGCGUUUGUGUUUGGUAGCACACACAGAGAGAGAGAGAGAGAGAGAGAUGGCUUUGCUACGUAAAUUGUUUUUCCGGAAACCACCUGAUGGGCUACUUGAGAUCUGCGAGCGAGUUUACGUAUUUGACUGCUGCUUCACUACUGAUGCUUGGAGUGAAGAUAGUUAUAAGGAAUAUAUUGGUGGGAUAGCUGGUCAACUUCGAGAUCACUUGCCCGAUUCUCAAUUUUUGGUAUUUCAUUUUCGUGAAGGGCAUGCAAAUAGUGAGAUUACUGACAUUUUGUCUGAGUAUGAUAUGACCAUAAUGGACUAUCCUCGGCACUUUGAGGGUUGCCCGGUGCUGACGAUAGAGGUUAUCCAUCAUUUUCUAAAAUCAAGUGAAAGUUGGCUUGCAUCUGGGAAUGUGCUGUUGAUGCACUGUGAACGUGGUGGUUGGCCGGUUUUGGCUUUCAUGCUGGCUGCGCUCUUGAUCUAUAGGAAGUUGCACAGCGGAGAGCAGAAGACCUUAGACAUGGUCUACAAGCAGGCUCCCCGUGAGCUUUUGCAAUUGAUGUCCCCACUGAAUCCAAUACCUUCUCAGCUGAGGUAUUUACAGUAUGUCUCGAGGAGGAAUGUUGCCUUCGAAUGGCCACCAUUGGAUAGAGCACUCACCUUGGAUUGCGUCAUGCUCAGAUUAAUUCCUAAUUUUGGUGGACAGGGGGGUUGUCGUCCAAUAUUUCGUGUAUAUGGACAGGAUCCUUUUCUUGUUGCUGAUAAAACCCCCAAAGCUUUAUACGCUCCAAAAGGAAGCAAAAGUGUCCGGGCUUACAAGCAGGCAGAAUGCGAAUUGGUUAAAAUAGACAUCAAUUGCCAUAUUCAAGGUGAUGUUGUGGUUGAGUGUGUUUGUUUGAAUGAUGACAUGGAACGUGAAGAGAUGAUGUUCCGUGUCACAUUUAACACAGCUUUUAUUAGGUCUAAUAUAUUGAUCGUAAACCGGGAUGAAAUUGACAUAUUGUGGAAUGCUAAGGAUCAAUUUCCUAAGGACUUCAGAGCAGAGAUUCUUUUCUCAGAGAUGGAUGCUGCUGCUUCCAUUGUUCUGGGUGAUGUCUCGUGCUUUGAGGAGGAGGGCCUUCCCAUGGAGGCAUUUGCAAAAGUUCGAGAGAUCUUCAAUUAUGUGGACUGGUUAGAUCCUAAGGCCGAUGCAGCGCUAAAUGUGCUCCAGCAGGAGCUAAGUCCUAGAAAGCUCUGGCAGAAAAAGAAGCCCACGGUUUUUGAAAAUAGGGAUAAUAGCUCCUUAUCGUCAUCCCUGGAUAUUCAGUCCCUUAAGGUGGCUGAGCCCCAUGACAUUCAGAUUGCACUUCAAUUGCCCUCUCAAUCUGACAUCAUGUUCCAAGGGAUGCCUCAAUCUUCUAAGUCAACCACAGUCUCCUGUAAAUCUGUGCAAGGUACACCUGUAACCCCAACUUUUGGUAUUGAAUGUCAGUUACAUGACUAUGCCUUAUCUGAAGGUGCCAAAGUCACUCAACCUGCACCUGUUCCUCCAACUGUUCCAGAGCCCCCAUUGGCAGUUUCACAUGCCCCUGAAUCUGUUGAUACCAAAAGUGUUUCAAUUGCACCCAAAACACCUCCACCUGCUCCCCCACCACCACCUCUCUUGACUGAUUGUUCUACGAAAACUCUUCCUUCUCCUUCCCCACCUCCUCCAUUGCCACCUCAUCAACUUUCAGAACCUACGCAUUCUUCACUUACCAAUGAUAUUUAUUAUAAAGAUCAUUCAUCAAUGGUUAGCCCACCAGUUAGUGUUAGGCCACCUCCACCUCCACCACCACCCCCUCCUCAUACUGGGCAAACUUCAGGUCCUUCAAUCUCCAACAAUAAUCCAUUACUUAAUCCUCCUUUAGCUCCUAUAGUUACUUCAAUAACUAGGCCGCCUCCAACUCCACCACCACCUCCUCCACCAACGCCUCCUUUGAAGGAGAAUAUAGCUGUUAGAGCUGGACAUCCUCCACCUCCAACUCCUCCACCACCUCCUCCUCCAACACCUCCUUUGAAGGAGAAUAUAGCUGUUAGAGCUGGACAUCCUCUGCCUCCAACUCCUCCACCACCUCCUCCUCCAACACCUCAUUUGAAGGAGAAUAUAGCUGUUAGAGCUGGACAUCCUCCACCUCCACCUCCUCCCCCCCCUCAUUCAGGGCAGGCUGCUGGUCCUAGAAUUCCAUCUUCAGUGCCACCACCUCCUCCUGCCCCCAUAUAUUCAUCCAAGCACUCUGACCCUGCAUCAGUGAAAUCCUCACCUGUUCCAUCUGUGCCCCCUCCUCCAGCUCCCUCUGUUAAAGGAGUGCCAGGUUCGCUUUCUCUAGGUAGUAUUGGGAAUAGUUCUCCCAAUGGUGGAAAGGGUCGAAUUAUUUCACGUACAAUAAGUUCAAAGAGUAAUCAAGCCAAAAAACUGAGGCCAUUGCAUUGGAUGAAAUUAACAAGAGCAAUGUCAGGAAGUCUAUGGGCUGAGGCACAAAAAUCUGGUGAUGCUGCCAAGGCUCCAGAGAUUGACAUGUCAGAGCUAGAGAAUCUUUUCUCAGCAGCAGUUCCAACUUCAGAUCAUGGCAGGAAGUCUAAGAGUGGCUCAGCGGGGCCAAAAUCAGAUAAAGUGCAACUGAUUGACCACAGGCGGGCAUAUAACUGUGAAAUCAUGCUUUCAAAGGUGAAAGUGCCAUUGCAUGACUUAAUGAGUUCAGUGCUUGCCCUGGAAGAUUCAGCUUUAGAUGUGGAUCAGGUCGAGAAUCUCAUAAAGUUCUGUCCAACAAAAGAGGAGAUGGAACUACUUAAGGGCUACACGGGAGAAAAGGAAAAGUUAGGGAAAUGUGAACAGUUCUUCUUAGAGUUAAUGCAAGUACCACGUGUAGAAAGUAAGCUCAGAGUUUUUUCAUUCAAGAUUCAGUUCCAUUCCCAGGUUUCUGACCUCAGAAGCAGCCUUAGUGCUGUCUACUCUGCUGCAGAAGAGAUCAAGGGUUCUGUCAAACUGAAGAGAAUUAUGCAGACAGUUCUUUCAUUAGGAAAUGCUUUGAACCAGGGAACUGCUAGGGGAUCUGCCAUUGGGUUUAGGUUGGAUAGCCUUCUUAAACUUACAGAUACACGUGCACAGAACAAGAAGACUACUCUCAUGCAUUAUCUUUGUAAGGUGCUUGCUGAUAAAUUGCCUGAAGUUCUAGAUUUUUCCAAGGACCUUGCUAGCUUAGAGGCUGCAUCAAAGAUACAAAUGAGAAUUUUGGCAGAGGAAAUGCAAGCUAUAAGCAAAGGAUUGGAGAAAGUUGUACAGGAACUGUCCACCUCUGAAAUUGAUGGUCCUGUAUCCGAAAAUUUCCGUAAGAUUUUAAAGGAGUUCCUUCUUUCCGCUGAAGCUGAAGUGAGGUCUUUGGCUUCAUUGUAUUCUGGCGUGGGUAGAAAUGUGGAUGCAAUGAUCAUUUAUUUUGGAGAAGAUCCAUCUCGCUGCCCCUUUGAACAAGGUGAGGUCCAACAUGCAGGGUUUUAAAUGGGAGGUUAAGUGGCGGCAACAAAGAUCGAAUUUAUGACCUCCCGCUCUGAUAUCAUAUUAAAUUACCGAUUGUCCCAAAAGCUUAAGCUAUUGGGAUAUGGUAAAAUUAAUCAUCUAACCACAUACUUCUAACAAUUACCCUAGGGUCAAAUGGAAAUCUUGGCUUGUGAUUUAUUUAUGAUUUCAUAUAUGGUAUUGGUAUAUACUCAGAAUUUGCUGCUUAUGAGUUUUGUGAUGAAAUUUGAAUCAACUGAUGGUUCACCUGAAUUAUGAGCUCAAAAACCAUUACCAUAUCUGAUGUUUUGUUCUGAAAUCUUGUAGCAUGUUUUAGUAAUUUCUGCAAUCUAAGUUUUAAGAGAUUUACUUAGUAGUCGAAUUCAAUAAAAUCUUGGUUUUGUUAGUUAUCUGUCUAUUUCUAAGUUUGUCAUCAGAUUGGAAGCUGCAUCUGAUUCCUUUACUAAUCACAUUCAUUAUGAUGAUAUAUCAUGUUGUGUCCCCAAUCUAAAUCUACACAUUGUCACUGUAAUGACCAGGUGUAUGCCUUUUCUUUUAAAGAUAAUAUGUGUUGGUAUUUAUUAGGUUUUGUACUUUAUAGUUUUCUAAUCUUGAAGUCUAGUUGGACGGCUUCACAUGCACAGCUCUUUUCAGUGUUGUUUCUGCUACCUUAUUACA
Messenger RNA from Quercus robur (English oak), 4440 nucleotides. RefSeq names its product formin-like protein 13. The record is from RefSeq and is a predicted model, not a curated record. Bases 310 to 3765 code for a protein of 1151 amino acids. Lineage: Eukaryota; Viridiplantae; Streptophyta; Magnoliopsida; Fagales; Fagaceae. The transcript has 17 exons.